CUAUAACAAACGAAACAGAAUUUCAAAUUUCAAAUUCAAAUAAUACGAGAGAGAGAGAGAGCAGAUAAUCGCCAGAGCUAUUGAUUUCGCUUCAUCGUCUCUCACACUCUCUAAGUUUCGUCUGCAAUGUCGUCUACCAGAAGAGGCACUAAGAGAACUCGGCCAGAGCCGCCGCAAUCGCUCAAGAAGCCAUCACCGAAAGCAAAACUCCCGGACGAAUUGGAUGUCGAUGUUUCUAGCGAUCUCAAAGGAAUCAUGUCGGCGUUGCAUCAAUUCAGAGAGAAAGCGCACGAAGAUGGCCGGAAGAAGAAGGAAGAGAGCAUUUCCAGUGUCUCCACUGAGGUGAAGUCAAAGAUUGACGAGCUGAAGUCAAAACUUGAGAAAGAAAGACAAAACUUUGCCAAAGCACUUUCAAAGAGUUCAAAGGAGUGUGAGAAUAUCUUGAAGGAUGAAGCUGCCAAGUUUGAGGAGCUUCAGAAAAAAUUCGUGAAAGACAAAGCUGAUCAUCUACAGGGUUUGAAAGACACUAUUUCAAAGUUUGAGGAGGACAAGGAGAGGCUCUACAUGCGAUAUGAGCAGCUAAGGAAGAAGGAGAAGACAAUGAUAACAGAACAGGAGAAGUUCUGCGCUGAAAAGCUUGCUCAAUUGGAAGAGUCACUGAAGAAAAAGAAACGGGGUGACAAAACUUUCAGCAUACUGAGGAAAACUCUCGGCUCUUUUCUGGAGAACGAAGCUUCUGAUGAAGAAUUCCCACCUGAUGAGUGAAAGAUUAACGUCUCUUCACUUUGACGUUAGAAAGGUAAAAAAAACCCUUUUACUUUGAAUAGCCACCCAGACGUUUCUCUAAGUUUACUUUCCCAGCAGAAAACACUCUUAUCUCAAGUAGUGUUUCAAGGCUUUGAAUAUUAUGAAUAUGAACCUUAUUUUCUUUUAUGUUUGGUUUGUAAUGAAAUAAUAAUUACAUU
This is a messenger RNA of Arabidopsis arenosa, 965 nucleotides long. The record is from the annotation of a GenBank genome assembly. Lineage: Eukaryota; Viridiplantae; Streptophyta; Magnoliopsida; Brassicales; Brassicaceae.